This is a messenger RNA of Erpetoichthys calabaricus (reedfish), 5963 nucleotides long. It is a transcript of the gene ccdc69, whose product is annotated as coiled-coil domain containing 69. Bases 282 to 1250 code for a protein of 322 amino acids. The record is from RefSeq and is a predicted model, not a curated record. The transcript is spliced from 9 exons. Lineage: Eukaryota; Metazoa; Chordata; Cladistia; Polypteriformes; Polypteridae. Gene Ontology annotation, cellular component: nucleus; cytoplasm. Gene Ontology annotation, molecular function: microtubule binding.
UGACACAGUGUCCGACCUCUCGGAAAUUCAUAACCUGGUUAAGCACACAAUGAAGAGGACGACACCGUUUCCUUUACGUCGCUCCACUGCAAUGACAACUGAACAUUUGCUGCGCAACUAUUAGCAUAUGCCGGCGUUCAAUUGGUUGAGACGUCAGGUUCGAAUUUUGCGGCUCUUGUUGCCCUACCAGAAGUAACGGUGCUGAUAAAAACGUACAAAAGUCGGAGAGACAGCCGGUCCGCAUUCGUCAGCUUGUGCUCCGGUGGAAAGCAAGGUCGACUAUGGGCUGUAACUCGAGUCGUGUUUGUUGUGCAAAAUUCCGGAAGAGAAAGAGGAAAAAUGUGUCUGAAACCUGCAAUGAACAAUCACAUGAGCUGAACAGUAUCCUAGACAUCUGUGAAAAAUGCAAGACACAAUGUGAUCAUCUCUCAAAAGGCAAGAAGAGUCAAAGAAAGUAUUCUAUGGAAAUUGAAAAAAUACGGGACAACUAUGGAAAAGAGCUGCAAAAUAUGCAGGAAACUAUGAUUGCUUCUGUAACAAAGGAAAAAGAAGACCUUGUACUGGCUCACCAAAGUGAAAUUGAAAGGCUGAAAGAGGAGGUUUCUGCUAAGGUUGAAAAAGAAGCAACUUCCAAGGCUGAACUCACUUAUUCACAGAAAAUUAUUUUAAUGAAGCAAGAAUAUGAAGGCAGAAUUACAGAACUAAAAAAGUCAAUAGAAAAUGAAAGGGAGACUUUGACAGAAUCUUUAGAGGAGGCACAGCAAAGACUUGAUGAAUUGACUGGGCAGCUUGAGAAAUUCAACACAAUAAAACAGAGGGUUGAAGAAUCUAUACUGAAAAGAGACCUUCAAAGGAAUAUUGAGACUCAUGGUGACCCUGGCCAGUUUUGGGGACAAGAACUUGAGAGUAUGGUCUUUGUGACUGAAAUGAAAAAUGAACGAAUACAAGAGCUCAACAGCAAAGUAAUUCAUAUGGACAAUUUAGCAGAAAGAAAUCUUGAGUUAGAAGAUAAAUUAAACCACCUUUGUCAACAAAAUGAAGAUCUGACAAAUCGGUUGGACAGACAACACAAUUUACUUAAAAAACUGACACAGGAACACCACUUGCUGCAGCAGACUUUAGAAAAGGAGUCCAUGUCAAAGCAGAAGCUUCACUGUGAAAAGGAAGAACUCCUGUAUAGGUUGAUCAAUGGAGAUGCUACAGCCAACUGCCACCUCUCUAGCAAAAAGUGUUCUCCUCUACUCGCGUAGUUACCUACUCCCAGUUACUCAAGUUGGAAUCUUCAAAGGUUAUGGUUAACACCUCAAAAUCACUGUAAAAGUGUUAGUUUCAUAGUGUAUGUCUGGGGUUUAUUAUUCUGAAACAGAGUUAAUACAUAUAUCACAUAUAUAAACUGUAUAUAUAUUUAUAUAGCACUGGAAUUUGUGAAAUAUAUAAAUAAAGCAGAAAAGCCUCUCAAUACCUCAAGUAAGCCCCAAAUUGUUUGGCAUUAACGAUAACAUUAAAGAUGUUCAUGAUGUUCUUUUAAUCUCUUACCACAAAUACUAAAUAAUGUGAUUUCCCAGCAUGACUUGUUAUUAAAGCAACAUUUGUUGUACUUAUUAAUUACAGUAGAUAAUGCAAGAACUACACAAAAAUAUUAAAUUAUGGAACAUAAUUAAGGAAAUAUUUUUUGUGGGUAUGUGUAUGUAAUAUUACGUAUAUAAUAUAUGCCAUAGGUGAAUUACAAAUCUGUCUCAUUGUAGUUGGCAUUUUGCAGUGAGCCAAGCUAGCUGGAAUGGAAAGAAGAAUAAUUUCUCAAAAAAGCCAAGUCAUUUUUAGACUUCUUGCAAAGAGCCCAUGUAGCAUCAGUUUUAAAACUACAUGUAAAACAUAUAAAGCUUAACACAUAAAGCUUAUUGGAAUUAAUGUGUUAAUACAGUACAUUGUUAAUAUAUUAAAUAAAUAAAUAAAUUCCUUUAUAUUUUUAUUAGUUACCCCCCUUACACUACAGCUUUCUUAGGAGGCGUACUGCACUGUCAGCUUUAAGAUAAAUUUAUGUUUUUACACGUUUUUCUGUCACCGCAGUUUUUGAUGCUUUCAGCCAUUUACUUCUUUAUAAGAUGUGCAGCUGUUUGUUUAUCUCGUCUUUAUAUAUGACAGACAUACGUUUGGGGAGUCUUUGGCUCUCAACAUUUUGAGUGUUGUCCAACUGCAUCACAUAGUGUCACAUAUUUGCCUAGGAUAUCAACAGAUUGAUCUACCCUUCCUAUCUAGUAAACUAUUAUUUAAUAAAUCCUCUGUCUGUUCCUAGUUGGCAUACCUUAUUCUGGUAAUCAAGUAACAUAUACCAUAAUUAUAAGUACCAUAAUUUUUUUUUUUUUUUUGCAUCUUCUUUCCUCCUCCAAUCUCGCACCAGUUUCUCACACACAUCGAAUUUUGUUGCAGCAGCGCAGUUACCAAUUUCUUUUGCCACCUCAAUGACUUUUAAUUUAAAACCAGCUUCAUAUUUUCUUCUGAUCGAAUGCUCCAUCGUAGAUAAGGGAUGCUCUUACAAUAAAGGUAUAUGAGGGUUUGAGAUACACAAAACAGUGCAUACACCGCUUCGGAAUAGUUCGGGUAUUACCGCGUGGUCACGUAGGCACAAUACAGAGAAAAAAAAGGCAGUGUGCUCUGUGGUUACUCUCUCAGGUGGGCAUUAGCAUAUCAUAAUUUCUUGGUUCAAUAGUGUGAGUUUGCCGAAUUCGACUUAUACAACCGACAUUAUAAAAUACCGGAAAUUAUGCAGUAAAAUCAAAUCCCCACUUAUCCGCAGAAGAACUUAUCUGCGAGUAUAUACAGUAUGUCUGUCAUAUACUGCAUUUGGAUUGUCUAAUGAAUUUGUGAUUUUGCUGCAUUGCAUAAUUCUUUCCGCCAAUCUCUUCAGUAUUUGCUGUGCUUUUCUCCUAAGGUUUACAUCAUUCUUUUACAACAGUCACAAACUAACAUUUCUCAUGGUUCAAUAAUGUCUCUGUAAUAAACUGACUACAAAUGGCAUGAUUUUCUUAUAUUGCUUCAGAAAUAUGAAACUCUCAGUUUUUCACUCAGUUUUCUAAUUUUUGAAUAUUGUUGCUCCUUGAAGUUUUUCUCUUUACUUCAGUAGAAAUAUAUGUUGAAUUACAGUGUUUCCAACUCUGGGGCCAUUUCAAAAGUGCUUCAUUAGGACUCCCAUGUAUGAUUUGUUGCUUUGAACAAAUUUUUUGCCACUAAAUGAAGUAGCAUUUCAUGUCCUAUCUAUGCUUUUUGUUAUCUUCUAUUUAAGCCGUUAACAUGUUUUCAGCAUACCGUUCUCCACACUGCCCUGGUCUAGCAAUGUCUAGAUCUUUCAUGGGCAAUUUUAGACUCCGCCACAUACUGUACCUUUUUAGUUGCACAGUGAUAAAGAUGACAAACUCCUGCCAGAUGUCGCUUUGUACAUCAUGUGGUUCUCCAAAAUGUAAACAUACCUUAAGUAGUUCUAGUGGCACAUCUGUACUUUCCUUGUGGUUUAAAGGGGCUGCAGGUUUCGGUUGCUUAGUGAGAAUUCAAUUAUUGGUGAUAAACCACAUAUUGCUCAAGUGACAUUUUUUGAUUGAUUUUAGUGAUUUUGCUUGUCAUGGUUGUGAACCCUUAAUUGUUCAUUUCUGCCUUAAACAGACGCAUUUGCUAUUUUCAGCCCUGGUUUAAUAAAAUAUUUAAAAGGAAAAAAGAAGAGAAAAAACUGAAGGAUUGAGAAUUACUCAUCCAUUUUGUGGUUCCAGUUGUUUGAUGAUGAUAUCCUUAGAAAUGAAAAAUCUAUUGCUGAGUUAAAACAAUAACAAGCAAUGAAGUUAAAUAAAAUCUGUUAAUUAAGCAACUGGGUUGAAACAAACACCUGCAGCCACUGCGGCCCUUCAGAACUGACGUUGCUCACUCCUGAUCUUAGUAGUUCAUCAGUUAAAAUGUGCUGACUAAAAAUCAGUUAGGUCAGCCUGUCUCCUAGCAUUACAAUCGUUUGCCAUUAUUAUCCAUACAACAAUACUUCUGUGCUGCUAAGAUUUAAAGGUUUGAUUUGCUUAUUUUCCACAGGUGGCUUUGGGAGAUAGUAUUUUUCCUUAAUGCAUUUUGUCUUGGAUCUCUAUGACCUGUGGAUCAGUGAUGACAUAGCAAAGUAUCAAAAGAUUAUUUGAUCAUUAUUUAUUACAGAUUUAUCUUUAGUUUUUAUGUUUUUACUUUAAAUUCUCAUUUUGUCUUAGAUCCAUUGUCCCAUUUUGUCCUUAAUAAACCAUAUUGUCUUUUGCCUAAAAUCAGAAAUGUCAUAUAUAUCCGCUUCUGUUCUCACGUCUCCCAAUGUGCGCCUAGUUACACCUUCAUUACAUUUGUUAAUGUGUACUAUGCACAAGCAUGUGUAAACUCCAUCAUGACAGAUGAUGAUAACCUGACAUACAUGAUAGUGGUAGGCCAUUAAAACUUUCACUGAGUUUAAAAGUUCAAUCAGAAUCAACAUGUUGUGAUGAUGAAUGUCAGUUAAGAGUGCUGAAUUAAACGAUGUAGAGCAGCAAAGUGUGCACACACGUGAACAGCAGACUGCAACUGACGCCCAUGAGACAAGCAAAACAGAAUGUAGUUGGCCUUCCUUCUCAUUCAUGUUUCAACAAGUUUGCUACAGAAAGCCCAUUCAGAUGACCACCAUCCUUCUUUAAUAAGUCUAGUUGUUCUCUUUAUUUGGAGAUUAAACUUCUUAACCUAAUUGUACAUGGCUUGUGUAUUUUUGUGUAACACUGAAGCUACGUAGUUUUGUUGCAAAGAGCCUAAAAAUGUCUGGUCUAAUUUUCAUUCCUUUUAGCAUGAAAUUUUCCAGUUUGCUUAUAAAAAUAAAAUCCUUACACCUGUUUAAUCCUAGUAAGGGUCAGGGAAGCCAGAGCCAAUCCCAGCAGAAUCAAGCAGGUAGGCAGGAAACAACCCUAGAUAGAGCGCAUCUGCACCACAGAGCCCACUCACGCUCACCCGCACAAGUGACAAUUUUGAGUUACUGAAUAGCCUAACAUAUACAUUUUUUGGGAUGUGGCGGAGUAGCAGGAGAAGUUUCAGCACAUACACAGGGAGAAUGUGCAAAGCCCAUGCAUGCAGACAGUGACUAGGCCUAAGAUUGCAUCCAAAAAAUGCUGAAUCCACGAGGCAGCAGCACUAACUACUCUGCUGCCUAUUUCUGGCCUGCAUGAACAUUAAUUUUACUGGAUGGCAUACCAGAAGAUUGGAGAUAAAACGACAUCAGCAACUAACAGAAGUUAAGAACACAACGCACUUGUGUAGUAAAAGCAGGACCGCGGUGUGUACUCAAAUGCACAAAUGCACUUUCAGACUAUAGUUUUAUUUUUUAUAAUGAAGUGUCCUACGUUGUAAGUGAGGGUCUUUGUCUGGUAACAGGUAUUUUUGGGAAAUGUAACUUCACAGGUAUAUGUUUGUUUAUUAAAGGGGUUAACAAACUAAAAGAGCCUCUGAAUUCAGACAUAUUACAUUGUAUAUCUUUGUUUUGUACAAUUUUAUCAUCUAAAGGAAAAAUUAACAGAAAAGCAACUAUUUGAUUUCAGUUUUUCAAUAGUUACACACAAAAAUACAAAGUAUUUUUGAGUCUCUUUUUGGCAAUAAUAAUAGCAUGUUAAUUUUUAUAGUUUCACUGCUUUGCUUUUUGAUUUUAUGAUUUUGAAAGCCAGUGGUACACGGUGUAUUAUUAUUUUGAAUUUUUUAAGGGAAGUAAACUUCAUUUGGAUGUUUUAUCUAAUCAAAUGUGGAACAAGUUACGAAGAGCAGCUAUUAUUAAUACUAUGCAAAUAGAACACAAUGUCAUUGAUGCCUUUGCUCCAAUAUUAUUGUGUUAGACUCUGUAUAUUUGUUAAUAAAAUAUUUAAAACUUAACACUACGCAAUAUAUUUUUUCAGUGUUACAUUUAUGCCACAAUAACAAAAUUAAAUAUUUUUUUAACUCAA